Messenger RNA from Cladophialophora bantiana CBS 173.52, 597 nucleotides. RefSeq lists its product as uncharacterized. The transcript has a single exon. Bases 1 to 597 code for a protein of 198 amino acids. The record is from RefSeq and is a predicted model, not a curated record. NCBI's taxonomy places the organism in Eukaryota, Fungi, Ascomycota, Eurotiomycetes, Chaetothyriales, Herpotrichiellaceae.
AUGUCGCCUUCAUCAAGAUCCUACUCUAUUGUCGAACCACAUCCCUCCGUCACCACCAGCACACACUACAUCUCCACGGGGCGAGGCGGGAUCGGCAACGCUGUGCCAUCCUCCUCAUCCAGCGCCUCAGCAUGGGGUGGCGGUAGCGGCGCCACAGGCGCAUCACGGCUCGGCUCCUUGUCAUCGACGACUUCAUCCACCGCCAGCUCCAGGAAGACCUUCACGACCGGCCGCGGCGGCGCGGGCAACGUGUUCCCCAGCUCCGAGCGCGCCAUCUUCAGCUUCGACGAGGAACUCGAGCAGCAGCUGCGGUGGGAGCGCGACGCGGCGCCCGUGUACCACGUCGGCCGAGGCGGAGCGGGCAACAUCGGCCACGUUAGCAACACCAACAGCAACUACAGAUUCAACGCUGCCGGCGCCACCAACACCGCCGGCCCCAGCGCGAUGAUGAGGCGGAGACCCAGCGAGGACAGCGCCGCCUCGGCCACGAGCGCGAGCUCCUCGCACGGCAGCGAGUCCGGCGCGGACCAAUUCAACCGCAGCGUGAAGAAGGGGUGGAAGAAGAUCACGGGCAUGGGCAUGCAUCAUCACCAGUAG